Messenger RNA from Odocoileus virginianus texanus, 5348 nucleotides. It is a transcript of the gene TIMP4, whose product is annotated as TIMP metallopeptidase inhibitor 4. Gene Ontology annotation, molecular function: protease binding; metalloendopeptidase inhibitor activity. Gene Ontology annotation, biological process: response to hormone; negative regulation of endopeptidase activity; negative regulation of membrane protein ectodomain proteolysis. The record is from RefSeq and is a predicted model, not a curated record. Gene Ontology annotation, cellular component: extracellular matrix. NCBI's taxonomy places the organism in Eukaryota, Metazoa, Chordata, Mammalia, Artiodactyla, Cervidae.
CCGCGCUCUGGAGAAGCCGUGGAGGGGCACUGUGGUCUGACAGUCCCCGCAGGCUCAGUCGCAGCCCUGCGGAGACAUGCCCCGGAGCCCCCGGCCCGCGCCGAGCUGGGCGCUGUUGCUGCGGUUGCUGGCGCUGCUGCGGCCGCCGGGGCUGGGCGAGGCGUGCAGCUGCGCCCCCGCGCACCCCCAGCAGCACGUCUGCCACUCGGCACUCGCUAUCCGGGCCAAGAUCUCCAGUGAGAAGGUAGUUCCUGCCAGCGCAGACCCUGCUGACCCUCAAAAAAUGAUCCGGUAUGAAAUCAAACAGAUAAAGAUGUUCAAAGGGUUUGAGAAAGUCAACGAUAUUCAGUAUAUUUAUACGCCUUUUGAUUCCUCCCUCUGUGGGGUGAAACUGGAAGCUAACAGCCAGAAGCAGUAUCUCCUGACUGGUCAGAUCCUCAGUGAUGGGAAAGUCUUUGUCCAUCUGUGCAACUACAUCGAGCCCUGGGAGAACCUGUCCUUUCUGCAGAGAGAAAGUCUGAAUCACCACUACCAUCUGAACUGUGGCUGCCAAAUCACCACCUGCUAUAUGGUGCCCUGCACCAUCUCGGCUCCCAACGAGUGCCUCUGGACAGACUGGCUAUUGGAACGGAAGCUCUACGGGUACCAGGCCCAGCAUUAUGUCUGCAUGAAGCAUGCUGAUGGCACCUGUAGCUGGUACCAGGGACGCUUGCCCCUCAGGAAGGAGUUUGUUGAUAUCAUCCAGCCCUAGGAGGGAUCGCCACAACCCUUUGAGAGUCCUGAAGACCAAGCCCUUUUCCUUCCUGGCAGGGCGCUGGCUGUCCCCACCUGCUUCAUGGAUGCCAGACAAGAGGAAGUAUCAGGUGGACGGUGUGGCCAGCAUGAGGGCAGGGAUGGGGCGUGUGGCAGCUUGUGUCUGGGACCGCAGUCCAGAACACGUUGGGCCAAGGGCUAGGGAAAGUAGCAAGACUUUUCUCUCCCACCCUCAGCUCUUCAUCCUUGCCUCCGAACCUUCUAGUUGAGCUGGUAUUUGUUACUGACUCUGGCUUAGUUUCUGUUUUCAAAGCUAGGACUAUUCCUUUUUCUCCCCAGAUAAAUGUGUUUUCUUUUUAUCUUAACUGAUCUGACAGGGGAGAAAUGAUGACUAUUUUACAUAUGAGAUGGGGUGGCCUUGUGCGAUAUAAGACCAGAAGGUGGGUGACAGUAUCAUAAACAGGCUGACUUAGAGAAAUGAAAAGAACAACAUCCUCUGGCUGUGUUUCAUCUACUCCUCCAGUCUCAACUCAUUCUGAUCCUCUGAUACGCUUUCACCUGUUUAGGGGAGUGACAAAGGGGGACAAGGAGUCAUUCAGUGUGAAGCCUACAAUGUAAUCCCCUCUAUACCAUUCUUGGCACAGGGCCUGGCCCAGUUAGCAAGACAAGAAUAGACUUGGGUAUUGUCUCUCCAGGUUGACUAUACUUAAUGUCUUUAACUGCUGUCCAAAAGGCUUCUCCUCUGUCUGCUUUAGAAAGUCCUUCUCUACUAGAUUACUAAUGUUUUCAUUACUACUUCAAAACCUUUCUUAAGCUUAAAAAAAAAAAAAAAAGGCUUUCUCUUAUAGAGUUGAAAUUCCCCCUCAGCUUUUGAAACCUCACAGAGAUGCUGGUGGUGGGGGGUGGGUGUCCUCUCUUGAGGGCACAUUUUAGGCUCGAGGACAGGAUAAAAAGGGCCCCUGGGGGAAAGGACGGUAGGUGAGGAAUACACUUGGCAAGUGUUACAGCUCUUCCAGUGGUCAGCCCGCUCCGAGAACCACCGCCCCCGCCCCCGCCUCCCGCUCAGUCCUCCUGGACACCCCGAAGUCCACAGGCACAGCCGCUGAGGGCUCCUCUGCCUCUCAAGCCUUCCUGACUGGUCCUGAUGAGGGUCUUAAGGAUUCAUCAGGGGCAAGUGCUUAAAGUUCCAGGGCCUCUCCCAGGGAAGCUCUGGCAAAGAUGGAGAAGGUAGUUCUUCCCAAGGCCCCAAGGUUCUAUACAGCUUGCUGAUAAGCUGAGGCAUGCACAAAACACCAGAAGAAGGUUCCACAGAAAUGGUGCAAACGGAGAUUCCUUCUGGAGAUCUCUGUCCUGGAGCGAAAGACUUGGAAAGCUAAGGCAGAGAGUCUCCACUGGUGGGUUAAGUAGGCUUACCCACUGACCAUGCAGGCCUGGGGCAGAGAACGUGGGGCCAGAGAAGAAUGGGGGAAAACAUUAGAGGCAGCCUCUGUACCAACCGUCUAUCCCAUCGUUCUGCUCCUUCUGCUAUCCUGUAUGGCCUCAGAGAAGGCAGAGUGAAACCCUUGUCUUAUCUGAAUUUUGAGGAAGUGUCUGGUGAAUAAUAUCAGGAACAAUAGCUUACGUCUGAGGAGCACUCCACACUCCUCACAGACUAUUUGCUCAAAGAAUCUCACUGAAAUCAUGCAAGUGCCAUAUUAGCUAUCCUGGCCAGGGAUCGUUAAGCCCACUCUCUUUUCGGAUUGGGAUGCUGACACGUGGUGAGGGAACAUAACCGUCUGUGACUUGUGGCUAGAAUCACAAGCAGCAGGAUCUUCUGACUAUUGAUCCAUCUAGGUUGUUACUCUCAGCUUUUGAUAAAAUGCCCCUGUUUCUACUCUUUCCUAUUCUGUCUCCAAGUUUUGGAGACAGAGGGCUGUCAGCUAAAACCCAGCCACUGUGGCCUCACCAAGCAGGUCUGCAGUUCAACCUCAAUAGAGUCUCUGGGGUUGAGAGGCUGAGGCCCUCCUCAGAGGCCCACACGGCUAAGCUCAGAGUGCAGACAGCAGAGACUGAUGCCCCCUCUCAGUCACCUACCAUUUCUUUGUGGUUGGGGUAGUAAGUCUGCUCAAUGAGCGGGAACUUUUCUCCUCCCAGUGUCUUGUAGAUGGCCACCAGCUGGGCAAACUGCAAAAGAGAAGCAAAGGUUUCAGUUUACCCAGACAGCUUCUGGAACAGACAAAAUGGCAAUCCACUGAACAAAUAUUUAUUGAGCAUCUGCUCCACUGAGGGCUUUGUACAAAGUGCUCUGAGGAUAUAAAAGAGGUGUCCCACCCUCUAUUCUCCAGGAACAUAUGCUUCUGUUGGGGAAGGGAGAGAGUGAGGUAGUAUUCAUUCAGUGCCUACUCAGUGUUAAUGAUAUUUCAUUUAAUCCUCAUAUCAAACUGAUGAGCUAGGGUUCUUUAUCAUCCUCAUUUUACAUAUGAGGCUCAGAAAGGGUAGGUGACUGCCUAAAGCCACAGUGCUGCAAAAAAAGGGACAGCUGGGGUUGAAAUUUUGGUCUCUGUAACUCUAAACACCAUCAUCCCUAGAGAUGGAAAGUGAUAAAGAUGGAUGGGGGAACAAGGGGCCCAGUCUUGGAAAUUCAAAUGCCAAGGAAAAGAAAGGGAGGAUGGAAUCAUGGAAUGCAGCAAAGACAGACCCCGUCUUCUGGACUUACUGCUCAUCUAAGAACUGAACUCACUGGACCCUUCACCUAUGAAAAGCCAGAACAGCUCCAGGGAAAAGGGGUGAAGCGCACAUACUUAAACGUCAGGGUCUGCCUUUGGUGAACAUGUAGCAUCCCUGGUGUCCCCUGCCCACCCCCCUACUUUAUAAGUGGAGAAACUGAGGCCCAGAGAGGUUGCUCACUCAAGGUCACACAGCAGUUGAGCCAGAUUCAUAGCCAGACCCCUUUAGUCCUAACCCGUAACUCUUCCUUCUCCUUCAUGUAGCUGCCUUUCAGGCUCUAAAGAGACCGUGCUCUUCCCACAGGAAACUUUCCAGUUCAAUCCGUUCACACUCAUUCCCCACCUCCACACACACCCACCCCAGAGCACUGGCAGCGGCUGUGAUCCAGCGUCUUCUCUCUCGUGCUACUGGGUUCACGCUCUAAGCCACUGAUACCUGGAACUGCUGGAAGGAAGAGUUGCCAGAUCAAACCGACCUUCUGUUUACUAAAGAAGGGAAAGAGAACAUUUUUCAAAAGCCCAGUUUCUGUUUUCAAUCAGUGAUGUUAGCACGUGUGUUGGUACAGGGAGACAAUAAAAGCCAGAGCUGGGUUGUUAGAAAACCAGAGUCUUCUGAUUCUUCUUGUUCUGCCUUGAACUUGCUAGGUGUCCUUGGGCAAAUGAUGUCUCCUCUCCAGGCCUCAUUUUCUUCAUGUAUAAAAUAGACAACGGAAUUUGAUCAGUUCUUCAAACUUUUUAACCACACCAAAAAAAAAUCCUCCUAAACUCCAUGAUGAGACUGCUGUUUCGUGAUCAUUGGCUGUGGUCCUUUUGUGAGUAGAGACAGAAUCUGUUAUUUUUGAAAUGCUGAGAAACAUUGGAGUUUCUGGGUCACUUUCCUCCGUGACACGCAGUUGGUGGCUCUAGAUCUCAAGGCCUCCUCCGGGGCUGCAAGUAUGACUGAUGGACCCCCAAGGCCCUAAGAUUUUAUUAUCGGAAGAGACUUCAGAGAGUCUCUAGACCAGACACCUCAUCUUACAGAUGAGGAGAGCAAGGCCAGAGCAGCAAAGGGGAGCACGGGCCGCCGCCUCGUGCCUGGAGUCGGGGCGCGCUGGGACGGGGCCCAGGGCCCUCCCCGCCCGGUGGUGCUCGUCACUGUGCCCGCCGCCAUGCUGGUGUUCUCUGGUCCUCCCACACCCUCUGACUGCCAGGACCACCCCUCAGCCCUCUCUUGCGUUCUCCAGCUCCCCCCGCUACCUCAUCUGACCUUCAGGUCCCGGCUGGCCACUUGGAAUGACUGGACUCCUUCUCGGCGUCUGGAUACCUGCCUGAGCUCCUGAGGCCCUGCAGCCUCCCCAGCCAGCUGAUGCCAGCUCUGCCUCACAACCUCUGUCCUGCUGCAGCCCACGCCCUGGCACAGCACCAAGGCAUGUGGGGCCCUAUCUUCCCAGCAUGUGGGAGAGUUACACAGACACCACGCUGAUGCCAAGAAGGCCCCCGGCAGGCUCCCAGAGUCCUGGCACAGUCAAGACUAAGAUGGCAGCCAGUUCCCAUGCACUAGCUGGGUCCCUGGGGGCUCACUCCUUCUCCUCCACCUUCUGUAGUCCCUUCUGCUCAGAGCACUAGGCUUGGCAUCUAACUCCUGCCUCCUUGGAAACUCGGACUCAGUCACAAGCAUACAGUCACCAAUUAAACAAAAGUAAUAUCUGAUAAGGGUUAUUUCCUCUCCACAGAGACAAAAGAAUACAUUUGGAGCUGGGGGUGGUAUUGGCAAUGAAUAGGAAGAUAAUGCUCAGCAUAACCAUUUAUCCAAUGUAUCAGGAAAGAUUUCUCAGAUGAAAUGGGAUUUCAAGAUCAGUCUGAAUUUAAUAUGUUACCCUGAUCCCUCCUGGAAAUAAAGUGCUUCAAUUA